UGAUCUAAUUCGAAUUUUCUAACCCACCUUCACCUUCUCCAGCUCCUCCAACUCUGGCUCCACCUCCUUCUACUCCUGAUUUGGCUCCACAUUCAGUUACAUCUCAAGUAAUAGCUCCAAAUCAAACGCCAGUUUAUGAAUCCACCUCAAACCCAGCUAUCAUAGUUCCUACCAUUAGUCUCAUGUCUAAUCCUAUGCUGCAUUGGAUAGGGUCAAGGACCCAAGCCGUGGCAGUAAGAGUUGGACAUUGCUCUGAAGCCACAGUCGAUCAAGAGCAAGAGGUAAGCACUGCUGUUGUUAGGGAUGCUGUACCAGUGAGUGCAAUUCCACCUGCAGCUUCAGGAAUGCAUCCUUCCCACCAGGACUCCAAGAGACCAAGACCAGAUCUGCACCCUGUUUCAGAACAGUCUCUGGGUGUUGACUUUGGUUCUAGUUCAGCCAAAAAGAGGAGGAAGAACAAGAAAAAGGCUAACAAAGAAGCUGAUACCCAGUUUCCUACUGAUGCAAUUCCUCUGAAUCAAGCAUCACCUUGUUCUGUAGCCAAUGAAUUCCUCUAUGGGUAUAGGUGUAUAUACUAAAACUCGUUAUUUGUUGUAAAAUAAGAUUAGGCAUGAGACUAAUGGUAGGAAUUAUGGUAGCUGGGUUUGGGGUCGGUUUAUAAACUUGUGUUGGGUUUGGGGUCGGGUCAGGAACUGACAUCUGAUUUGGAGCUAUUACUUGAGAUGUAACUGGAUGUAACUGGAUGUGAAGCCAAAUCAGGAGUAGUUCAAGAAAGUGGAGCGAGAGUAGGAGAAGGAGCUCGAGAAAGUGAAAAUGGGUUAGAAAGUUUGGAUUAGGUUGUAUUAUCUAUGAUUAAAAGGAUGGUUUUGAAAGUAAAAAUAAAAGCUGGUUUUGUGAUU
Messenger RNA from Populus trichocarpa (black cottonwood), 899 nucleotides. RefSeq lists its product as uncharacterized. The coding region runs from base 183 to 578 and encodes 131 amino acids. The record is from RefSeq and is a predicted model, not a curated record. The transcript is spliced from 2 exons. Lineage: Eukaryota; Viridiplantae; Streptophyta; Magnoliopsida; Malpighiales; Salicaceae.